Messenger RNA from Lutzomyia longipalpis, 15462 nucleotides. RefSeq names its product protein muscleblind (gene mbl). The transcript has 13 exons. Bases 5959 to 7458 code for a protein of 499 amino acids. Gene Ontology annotation, molecular function: metal ion binding. The record is from RefSeq and is a predicted model, not a curated record. NCBI's taxonomy places the organism in Eukaryota, Metazoa, Arthropoda, Insecta, Diptera, Psychodidae.
AGAAGAGAAACGUUAAAUAAUAGAAAUUCAGGCGUUUAAAUGAAUGUCAAACGCUAGAAAUUUACUAUCAAAUUUUUAAAACGUCAAACGUUAAAAAAGUAAGUCGAUUUGACAGAACAGAAAAUCAAUCAGCAAUAAAAAAUAUCCAACAUAGAAAAACAAUUCGUUAAGCGCCAAAACGAACGUCAGAACAAACGUCAAAUAUUAAAAAAGAACUGUCAAACGUUAGAAAUUACCAUCGAGCAAUGUCAAAUUGUUUUAAAUCUAUUUUCAAUGUCUUUAAAAGUUAAAAAAAAAAUCGUAUGACGCCUCCUUAAAAGAUUUCUGGCUACGUCUCUGGGUAAAUUCAUGUGUAAAUGUAAAUAGUCAUGAGCAAAAAUACUUUGCGUAUAAAAGAAGGUUAUUUUCUAUUAUUUUUAUUAAAAACUUUUAGCCCCAAUUUACCCCAUUGUAUUUCUGUUAUUGAUAAUUUUUUAAAGUUCUUCUUACAUUUCUGAUUUGCGAAAAAAAUUUAAACAAUGACGUCACUAUUGUAUUUCUUAUCUCGUUUGAAGCACGAAGUAUACUCCUUUUGAAAAAUCAUUAACGAAGCAUUAGUAUAAAAUAUGCUAUGUAUUUUUAAGAGUUAUUAAACAAAAAGAAAUAAAGCUUUGACAGUUUUUUCUCAGUGAUCUUUGUGAAAAAUUAGUGUUUUUAUGAUUUUUUAGUUUGUAAUCUCCUUUGCAGGAUAAGGGUUAAAUUACUCUGCAUAUCCUGAUUUUUCCUGAGGUGGAAUUUUUUUAUACAGGAACGGGUAAAUUCCUUUCUCCUAAUUUCAAUUUUUUUCUAAUUAUUCUAUAUGACUGAUUAUGCCAAAAAAUUAAUUUCUUGAAAUUGUUCUUUUUUCAAAGACAAACAAAUAUCCUUUAGAAAAUCUACAACAAUUUCUACCUGUGUGAGCUACCUGCAGGUAUAUACUUAUUAGAAUAAAAAUAGAAAAGGGAUUUUUUUUCUGUUUCUUCUUCCAUUGAACGACCUGCCCGUUUUUCUGCAUUUUGCCAAACUUCCCUUUUUUUUACCACAAAAUUUGCACCUGCGAACUCUCUCAAACAGGGGGAAGCCUUUCGCAUUUGCCGACGCACUCCAUUUCUUUUUUUUCCUUCAUAAUUCUCAACAUCGCGUGCAAGAGUUCACUGUAUAGAGAGAAAAAAAGACUUUAAUUGUGCCAACUUAACCCCUUUCUUUUACACGCGGAGACCCUCUACCAAAAAAUUAUAAUGGCGAAAAAAAAAACGCCGGCAAAAUCCUCCUGAAUCAACGGAAGUUGCAAAGGGGUUAGUUAGAUCGGUGCGGGUAAAAAAAAACGCACGAGGUGUUUGCAUUCGGCGAGAAUUUUCCGUGAUAUAAUUCAAAUUUAAUAGAGUGAUAGAAGGGGGAUGAAAAUUACGCAUAAAGUCGAAGAGUUGAGAGUUGUGGAGAGUGCAGAAAAAAAAACACGGGAGAUGAAAAAGCAAAGUGGAUGAAAAAAAUUCUCUUGUACACACCAAUUCAAUUAUGUGUAUACAAUUCCAUGAUCGAGGGGAUGUUUUUGCUCCAUUUAUCCCAAACCCCUUUUUCCACGCUACCUACAUUCCCUCUCUGCUGGACUGAAAUGCUGCAGAAGCAGUCUUGGCAAUUGCAAAAAAAAGGAGAGGAUGGAGGACAAAGUGGACUGAGAAUAAAUAAACUCGGUGAAUUUCUUCCUUAAAUCGUCGUCCAUUCCCCUUUUUGGAUAAACUUCUUUUUCUCCUUGUAAACUGGGAAGUUGUUUUCGGGAUGUGUGUGGUUUGGCUGUGCAUCUGUAAGGGGUGUGUCAUUCAUCACAAUUUUUCCCCCUUAAAUAUAAAGAUUUUUUUUUUAAUUUGGGAAAUCUCUUUUUUCCUUAAAUUUUAAUAUUUCUUUUAUUGUAUUUUUUGAAAAAGAAUUGUAAGCUUCGAUAGGUUAUAAAAUAAAGUACUCGAUAUAUUUGUAGAGCUUAACGAUGACACAAUUCGCUUUAUAACAGUUUACGUAUUCUGCAUGUACAUAUAAUUCUUAUAAUUAAAAGAAAAACUUAUGCCUUUUUCAAUUUUUAGACUUUUAUUGAUAGGUUUUUUUAUAUUUACCGAAAUUCUAAAUAAAACAUCUAACGUUGGAAAUUACAAAAGUCAGAAGACGUAAGAAACGUCAAGCGAUAAAAUAAAAGUCAAACUGAAAAGAAACGUGUCUGAAAACAUUGUCUAACAAUUAAAUAAAUAUAAAUUAUUAUAAAGGAAUUGUUGAAGGUUUUAAACGUUUAAGAUUAAAAAGAAUAAAACGUUAGAAAGAAAACGUCAAAUCUUAAACUAAAUGUCAAAUGAGAGAACAUAUGUAAUUUUUAAACGUGACAAAGUAAAUAGACAGAAAAGAAACGUACAUUCAAUUAAAAAAAAUACUCUUGUAAAAUAAAUAUCAAACGUUAGAAAGGAAACGUCAAAUAUUGGAAAUUACGUUAGAAAUUAUAAAAAGGAAAAGGAAAUUUUGAACGUUAAAAAGACACGUUAAACGUUAGGGAAAAACGUCAAAUCUUAAAAUAAAUGUCAAAUGAGAGAACCGAAUUUUUAAAUUUUAAACAUAAGAAAAUAAAUGUAAACUGACUGAAAAUAAGUGUUAGACAUUUACAUCCAAUUUGAAUAAAUAUUCUUUUACAGCUUCUUUUAAAAGAAUGUAUAACGUUAGAAAGGAAACGUCAAAUAUUUGAUAUUAUGUCAAGCAAUAAUAAUAAUCGUAAACCGAUAGGAAAAAAAAAACUUUAUUAAAUACAACGUUAAACUAAAAUAAUUACCAAAUACUAGAUACGAAAUGUCAUUCGUUAAGAGAAACGUCAAACGUUAAAUAAAAUUUUAAAAAUGAUUAACAACAGCGUCAAGCUCUAAACUCUAAAAAUGGAAUUAUAAAUUCUAGAAUAGAACUGAAAUGCUAAAAAUGCAUGAAUUUGUCACUACGCCUCUGUUUUAACCUUCCGGACGGCCGUCCAGCUGGUCAGACGGAUUUUUCCACCAUAUUUGCAAGUCCCAAAAAGGAGCUUACAUCAAGUUUGAGCCCGAUUUAGCGCUCUAGGUCCGAUUUAGGUCAUCCUCCUCUAUUUCAUCAUCAUUGGCUGUCUUUCUUUAUUACAAGAAAACAUUCAACUAUAUAUUUUCUCUUUUAUAAGCUUUAAGAUAAAUUUGAAAAAGAGAAGAAAAAAAUCCCUAUCAAUUUCUUGCAGUGCAAAUCCCUCGAUAUUUUAAUCCUCUUUACCCCAUAUUCUCUCUCUUUUCUAUGUCCAGACUCGAGAGGGCGGAGGGGAGGAAGGGGUUUUGUGUAGAAAGCCCCCCUUCCCCCCAAAAACCACAGUGUGAGUAUACUUGAGAGAAGUUCCUUGUUGAAAGUUGAAAAGAAUCCCCAUUUCUCAUCGAAUGGGGGUUAAUUUGACCAUGAUCACCCUCCGAAGGGUGUUUAGUGUUUGAGAGCUCGCUCCGCUUCAUUUUCCUUGUCAAGGAUAAUGAAAAGGAUUCACUGGAGACAUUUACUCUCUCUCUCUCUCUCUCGCCAUCUCACUCACACAUGAAAUUUUCUCACCUCAUGCGCCCCAAGAGAAUUAUCCUUCUGGGCUUUUGACCUUCGGGGGUUGAAUUUCCGUGUGUUGCCAACCCUGUGUCAGCGGGAGGAGGGGUAAUCUUCUAUCUCUCUCUCAUGUACAUUUUCUGUUGAGUUUUCAGUGAUCGUUGUUCCAUCUCUCUCUCACAUUUGGGACAUCUGGUGGGGUGUGAAAGGUUCUCUUGGUGAGGGAUGAGAGAGCGAGAGAGAAUUGGGAAGAAUUUUAAUCCCCUAAGCUAGAAUGUCUGUCUGUGGAUGCAUAUAGUUUCCCAUUUCCGUUCUCAUUCCCCUCACUCUCUCACAGUGCCACAGUUGACAGAUGCAGAGAGAGAGAGAGUCCAGUUGAUAUGCGUGUUUUGCAUAUUUGACAGUUUUUUCAUUUGAAUAGCCUCUCUCACUCUCACGUGUGGCUGAUAAAUGCCACAGCCAGGGGAGUGUGAGAGAGAUAGCGUGCCAUUGAGGGGAAAUUUUUGCUCAUGACUCUCCAUGAAUUUCGCAUAAAUACAUACAUCUCACUCUCGCAUAGCUAAAUACUUCCGCUCUACUCUCUCAUCCCAUGCAGACAAUAUUCUGUCUCUUUCCCACGGUGGGUCCGUGACAGAGUAGGUUGAAUUUGCCGGACGCCAGGCAGAAAAUUUCAGUUCACAAAAUACCGUCUUCAGUCUACGAGCGACUACGUGUACGAAAGGUCGCGCUGUUUCGCAUCCCCGCAACAUUUUUGCCGCUUUUAUUGCUUAUUAAUGUAUUAAAAAAAAGAAUUCAACAAAGGAAAAAUUAAUAAAAAAUAAAAAUCCGGUGAAUUGAAUUCAAACGCUGUUUCGGGAAAAAAAGCAAGAAGCUCUUGAGAAAAGAAAAUUCUGAGAAAAUCUGGAAAAAAACGGAAGCACAGAGAAAAUCCACUGAAGUUUCUUCCUGAGAACAAGGAGGUUUUUUUGUGUGCAAAAGCCGCGUAGUUUCGUACUACACUAACACUUGUUUCGGAUAAAAAUCAGUAACCUCUCAAGAAAAGAAAAUUCGCCGAGACUACCGCGAAUCCCGCAAAGUUGGGAUUCUCCGACAAAGCUCCUCUUGUGUGUCCGCAAAAAAGGUGUUGGUGGUGGAAGCAAAAGUUUAAAAAAAAAAGUUAAAGGAAGAGAAAUUAAAAAAAAUCCUUAGAACUUGAAAAAUCCUUCUAAAAAAAAUUUUUAAGGGAUUCCAAUUACAUCCUUCUUAAACAAAAAGAUAAAUAAACCCACGUGUAGUUCUGAACAAAGAAAGAAAAAAAUUAAUCAAAUCUUUAAAAAAAAUUCUAUCUGCUAGAUGUUCUUAAAAUUAAUCGCAUAAAUUCUUAUUAAAAAAAAAAAUAACACAAAAAUCAUAAUAAUUCUUGAGUGAUUGUGAAAUGCAAGUUUGUGAAAAAAGUUUUUAAAAUCUUAAUCCAAAAUAUUACGAUAACAUAUAAUAAAUUAGCAGGUUAAUCGCAUCUUCUCUCUCGUCUAUAGAACUCGUUAAUACGACAUAUUUUGUGCUAUAUAUAAAGGAAAAACAAUCUUCUAAGUGUGUGAGUUUUAUGCAGAAAUAAAAGAAAAUUGUAGAAAGGUGUACAUUGAGGAAAAGAAAAAGUGUUCUUUCCAGUAAACUCCCUAAAACACUCGCUUAAGGAUCUUUGGCAUUGAAAUUGGUAUCAACCUUUGACAACCUUGCCCUGGCUUUGCUGUAGAGCUUUUUCAGCUGAUGGAAAAGCAUCUUGACGUGACAGAGAAAAUUUUCCAAUAGUGAAAGGCUACAAAGGAAAGCUCCCGAAAGCUCCCCCAUAGAGACACUCUGCAAGCUGACAAGAAACUGCUUCUGCUUUGCCAUAUAAACAACCCCCGUGGAGAGAAAGUUCGUGCGAAAAUCUCUUGAAAUUUGAUGCUGUGAGGAAUUCAAACUCUAGUCCACAAAUUUGCCAUCAAUUUUCGCGCCAAAGUGGAGGAUUUUGUUCUUUUUCAUUGCAAAAGUCCAUGAGAAAGCUUUCCGACAACGAGAAACUUGUGAUAGAGUGAUAGGAAAAGCUCCUGCAGGUUUAACAACAACAGUCACAGUUUGAAAACUGCCAAGAAAAAGUGCUGCGAAUUUUUUUUCGCAAAAACUGAGAACAUUAGAAAAGAAAAUUGAAGAGAGCUUUUACUGAGAAAGCUCCUCAGCCAUAAGAGAGAGAGAGAGGAAAUAGGAAAAAAAUAAGAGAAAACUCUUCCAGCAGCGAAAGCUUGCAUUGUGAGGUAAUAAAAGAAGGUGUCGCGAGUGAUUUUCGCGUGUGUCGUGCGUGAGUGAUUUCACAAAGUCAUCGUUAAGAGAAAAAAAAGAGAAUUUAAGCAGAGAGAGAUGGCUACCAUGGUCAAUAUGAACAAUCUUCUCAACGGAAAAGACUCACGCUGGCUCCAGCUGGAGGUUUGCCGUGAGUUUCAGCGCAACAAAUGUUCACGCCCGGACACUGAGUGCAAAUUUGCCCACCCACCGGCUAACGUGGAGGUCCAGAAUGGUCGUGUGACCGCGUGCUACGACAGUAUUAAGGGACGGUGCAAUCGCGAGAAGCCACCCUGCAAGUAUUUUCAUCCGCCACAGCACCUCAAGGAUCAGCUCCUCAUCAACGGGAGGAAUCACUUGGCCCUCAAGAAUGCUCUAAUGCAGCAAAUGGGAAUUGCCCCUGGACAACCCGUUAUCCCUGGGCAGGUGCAAACAGUGGAUGUCCAGAAUGGAAACACAUCUGUCUCACCUAUAGGACUUUCACUUCAAUUUGGAUCGCAGCCCAUUAUGGCCACAAAUCCCUACCUGACCGGCAUGCCUACAAGCACCUACAGUCACUACUUUGCACCUGGUCACCUGAUGCCCACAAUCCUAGGUCCGGAUCCAUCGACAGUGUCACCCCUGGGUCCCGUUGUUCCACAAGCCGUUCCAGUAGCCCAACAGAAGAUCCCUCGAUCAGAUCGGCUCGAGGUGUGUCGCGAAUUCAUGCGCGGCGCCUGCAAGCGAGCCGAGUCCGAAUGCCGUUUUGCUCACCCGCCUCAGGAGAGCGUUUCAACGCACGAAGACGGUUCCGUCACGGUGUGCAUGGACGCCGUGAAGGGUAGAUGCGCACGUGACCCCUGCCGCUACUUCCAUCCUCCCUUGCACCUUCAGGCGCAAAUUAAAGCAGCCCAGACACGCGCAACCGCGACUGCUCCCGUGGUGAGUGCUGCCUCUGGACAAAUUCUGAGCACAUCAGCUGCCGCCGCUGCUGCAAAUUUGCCGCCCGCUCACGCUGCUGCGGCUCCCUUGGCCGCCACCCUCGGCCAUCCACUGGAAGUUGGCAAGAAGCGUGCCGCAGAGAAUGAUGCCAUGUUCCAACUGAUGGAUGUCAAGUCCGUUGGAUCCUUCUACUAUGACAAUUUCGCUUUCCCCGGCAUGGUACCUUAUAAACGGCCAGCUGCUGAUAAAUCAGGCAUACCUGUAUAUCAACCAGGCGCAACCACUUAUCAGCAAUUGAUGCAACUGCAACAGCCAUUUGUUCCAGUGUCAUCAUCUCUUGUGCCCCCUAAUGCCCCCUACGUAAUCUACACUGAUGCCAAUGGACAGUUACUGGACACCCUCCCGGUGUGCCAAGAUUUUAAUAGAUCCAAAUGCAACCGUCCAACCUGCAAACUUGUACACUUAACAGAAGUGGACAAAGUCGAAGUGCACGAUCAGAGAGUUGCCGUGUGUCGAGAUCACGCCAAUGGGAAUUGCAGACGUCAACACUGUAAAUACUACCACAUCCCGGUUAUCCUGCCGCCUGCAUAUAUAAUGUCUGCCUUGUACAGAACUUCGUCAUCUUCUUCCCCCCUUGUGUCCAUUGCCUCAAACUAGAAGAGGUUAAGGGGACAUUUAAAAAGAAAAGCAAAGAAACAACUCUUCAACAUGCUGUUAUGUGUGCAAAAUUUUGCUCUGGACGCUAACAUACCGACUAAAAGGAAAAUGGAAGUUUGCAAAGAAAAAAAACCCGGAGCUCCCCUAAGCCCUCAGAAAAAAAGGAAAGAAAAAAAGUAAAAUCAAACGGAGAAAUGCAUCGACUUCCGUGGAGGGAAUUUUUAAAUUAUUAACUAGAAUUUAACAAAUUUCUCUGUAAGAAUUAAUAAAUCUCUAUAGCACAUAGUGGAGCGGAUAGGUGACCAUUUUUUUUUAAUUUGAAUGGAUUUAAGGAGAAGAAAAAAGAAGAAGAGUUUUGUGUAAAAUCAAGGGAAAGUAGAAAUAUUUUUACCAACACGUCCUACUGGAACAACGAUAAAUUAACAAACCAACAAAAAUAAAAAAUAAAUUUAAAAAAAGUGGAAUUUUACAUAUAAAAAUAAAUUAACAAAAUAUACUUUUGAGAAAUUCCUUCAAGUUUAACGAAAGAAAAUAAAAUCUACUUUCAACAAUUUGGGUCAAUUUUUUGUGUUGAUUUUAUUGGGAAAAUCAAUUAAAACAACUUUAUUACAUUUUUUACAAAAAAAAAUUGUGACGAGGGCUUCUUUCAAAAAGAUCCCUUUUUAUUGUUUUCUGUUUAAUCCUAAACAAGAAGUGAACUCAAUUUAUUUUGUUUUUCUUUACACACGGUUUCGUUAACUUAACGAAAAAGAUUUUUUACAAUAUACGCUUCAAAGUUCGUGAUAAACCUUGUUUAUUUUUUUCUUUUUUGUUUGUCGUGAAAUUUACUCAUUUUCUUGGAAAAUCAUCUUACUCAAAAAUUCAUCAAAAAAUAAUUUUUAUUAAUUUUUUUCUGUAUAUAUUUGAAAUUUUUUUAUUUAACGAAACUUUAAAAGUAAGUUUAAAGAAAAAAGUCUAAUAAAAAGAACGAAAGAAAAAAGUAAUUAAAAAAAAAUAACAAAUGAAAAUACUCAUCAAUGAAGAAUAAAUAACAAUAAAUCUAAUUAAUAAAAAUAAUUAGAUUCUAUCUCUAAACUACACACAAUCUUAUCUUUAAAAAAAAUGAAGAAAAAAUAAGAAAAAUAUUCUAAACAAUACAAAAAGAAAACUAGAACGUUAAAAAAAAGUCAUGGAAAGAUUAAUUUCUGCAAUCUUUACCUGCAAAAAAAAUCUCAGACAAUUACGGAAAGAAGAGAAAAGAGAAGUGAAGAAAAUAUUGAGAUUAAGAUUUAAAAGAAAAAAAAAAGAGAAGAAAAGUGAAAUCAAUGUAAAAUGUAUUUUUAUACUAAGAAUUAUUGAUAAAUAAAAAAAUCAAUUUGAUUUUAUAUACAAAAUAUAUAUUAACUAUAAAAAGAAGAAGAAUCUUAAAGAAAUAGGAAUGAAGAAGAAAAAUUAUUCUCAUGAAAAUUUCGUUAUUUCUUAAAUGAAAAUUAAAUGAACGUCAAGCAGAAUUAACGAAUGAAAGAAAAACGGUAUAAAUUUCAUUUUGAAAUUUUCAAACAUUCCGGCACUUUGGUUUCAAACAUUGACACAAAAAUUUUACUCUAUUUUUUACAAAUUUUUAACCAAAAUAUUUCACACAAAAAUUGCGUUUCAUUGAGCAGCUUGACAGAGAGCCCCGUAGUUUAAAAAAGAAAAGAAAUAAUAAAUGAAAAAUUAAAUAAGGAAAACUUCCUAGAAUUAACCCAUUUUUUGCGUUAGUUGACAGUAAGGGAAAAAAUAAAAUUUACCAUUAAACUUAAGGAUUAAGUAGGUUUAGAAAUUUAAAAAUGAAAUACUUGGCAGUAAUGUAAAGUAAAAAUAUUAAUUAAAUGAAAAAAUACCCAUUAGUUAGGAUAUUUUCUAAUAAAAAGAAAGAAUAAGUAAAUAGACCAUAAAAAAUAGAUAAAAGAAAUACAGAAAAAAGGAUAAAAAUUUGCAGAACUUUUUUUUUCUGCUGAAUUAUUUAAAGUUUUUUGUCUCUCUUGUUUAUGAAUUUGUUUUCUUUCUUUUCAAAUUUUUGAAAAUUAUCUUUUCAAAUUAUUUGAAAAUUAUCUUUCUUCAGAAAUUUUUGAAAAUUGUCUUUCUUCAGAAUUUUUAUUUUCUGAAUUAUGUUCUGCAUUCUUAAAAAAAAAAAGAAAUAAAGCAACAUAUUCUUCAAGAAGUUAAGAAGUCAUUUUUGAUAACUUAUCCCUUCAUCUGUUUUUUUUUUCAAUUUUACUUUAAAAUAUUUUUUAAAUAAUCCAGCAAAAAUAAAAUUAUUUUCUUUUGAAACCUUCAAAAUUUCUGCAAAUAAACCUUACAUCCUUUCCAAAUCCUUUAAUUUUUAAUUCCCUAAAGAAAAAAAAAAAACAAUAGAAAGCUAAAAAAAAAGAAAUAUAGAAAAAAACAGUACAUAAAAGUUGAAAAAAAGUCUUUUGAAAAAGAAGAAAAUCAACAAUUCUGUUCAAAAUCAACAACAAAGACCUGUAAUAAAAAAAAAUCUUUGUAAAAAGUUAUUUAGGAAUUUGUAUCUCUCCUCCGUUUUCUUGUGAGUGAGAUGCGAAGGUAUUAAUAAAAAAUAGAAAAAAAAAGAAAUAAAUAAAACGAUAGAAAUAUCGCGUUGAAAGAAAUGCAAAAUAAAUGCAAGAACUUUAUGCAUUUUUUGCCCAUUUCUUUUCGCAUUGAAAGGACAGUGGCUAAAACAAGAUAAAAGAAAUUUUCUAAAAAAGAAAAAGGAAAAAUAAAAUAAGGAAAAACUGGUCUAAAAAAAACAAGUAAAUAAAAUCAGAGUGGAGCCAAUUGGAUGUGAAAAUAAAAUAAUGAAAAAUAAAUCUCAAAAUUAUCAUAUAAUUUUCGAGAUAAAUUAUAUAGUUUUGAAAAAGAAUAAAGAAAAUAAAUAUUUUUGAGAAAAUGUCCUGCGACAUUUUGUGGGAGAAAGAAAAAUCCAAUACGGAAUCAUUUUUAAACUCAUUUUCACUUUUUAAAUUCAACGAAUGAUGGGAAAAUUAUUGAUGGAUAAAUUGUUAUUUGAAAAAAAAACUAAAUGCAAACUGUGAUAACAUUUUAGGUAGUGGAUGAAAAAAGCUGUUUUGAGAGAGAUGAGGAUUAUUAAAGGAAAAAAAACGUGAGACAUAGCAUGAGGAAUUCAGAAUAAGAUGUGAACAAUUUAAAAGAAAAAAUGCAAACAUAAUUUUUAAGUGAAUUUUUACAAAAUAAUUAAUUUUAUCAAACAACAGAAAACAAUACAAAAAUCUUCACCGUGAGAGAUGAUUGAGAACAAAACUAUAUAGAUUGUAGGACAACAAGAUACUUUUUGCUCGCCAUGCUUAACACAGUUUUAAAGAAAACAACUUCUUUUACUAAAAAACAAGUCACAGCUUAAAAAAGAAAAUAUUCCCACUCGCAAUUCCUCCCUCUUUUUUGCAUUAAAGAAAAGGCAAAAAACCAGUGAUUCCAGGCCUGAAAUUUAACAAAGAAAAAUUGUUACAUUUUCGUCCUAAUUUCUUAAGUCAAAAUCUUUACUAGUCAAUGCGCAAAAUUUUCCUCUUUUCUUUUAAAUUUUUCAAAUAAUAAAAAAUAAAACUUUCUGCAACAAAUUAAUGCAAAUUACGUUGACCCCUCGUAGAUCCCAAAUUUUAAAGCUUUAGCUUAUUGAGACGCUUUUGUGACUCAUAAAGUCGCGUCUUUGAGACUAAAACUAUGUAAAACUUUAACCCUUUAGUCUGUUGCUGAAGCCUAAAAUUCUCAUUGUAAAGAAAAUGCAGCAGAAAGUUAAAGACAUAAAAAAAUGCAUUUCAGUUUGGCAUUGAUGGUUUUCUUUGAGGUUUCACAACAAGAAGUUUAAAUAAUCUUCAAGGAAAGAAAAGAGAUGAAAAUCUAGAGAGAGUCUUGUGCCGAAAACUUGUUGGCGGUCAAAUGAAUUUUAGAAGUUUUGUCUUGAGAAGAUUCGUUCUUUUAUUUUUUUUUUAAAUCUUAGCGCUAAUUUAAGUCCCAUAUUCUGGAAUAAAAUAAUGCAAAGAUCUUAAUUUUUCUAUUGAAUUACUUUUCUCAUGGAAAUUUAAAAAUAAAAAUAUCAAUAUAACCUAAAAAAUCAGAACUUUUGGACCGUAUUCUGUAAAGUUUCAUUCUUUGUAAAAGCUUUGAAUUACAAACAUUGAAAAUGAAAACUUUAAUACAUUACUUCGUUAAUUUCUGAAAUCAAAAAAUUAUCAAUACCUAAUGAAAGUUUUCAAAUUGAUCAAAGAUUCUAGAAGCUGCAGAGAUGGGUUUUCGACCUUUUAUUUGAACCUUAAGCGACUAUUGGGCUAUAUGAUAAUCGAAACGAGAAAUAAAACAUUUUCUUUAAUAAGAAUUAAAUUAACUCUUUGACAUUAUUUAUAUCGAACAUUAUCCCAAAUGUAAAACAUUCUAUUUUAACAAAAAAUAAUGAAUUUAAUUAAUUUUCUUGAAUUUAAAAUCGUUGAGUUUACGUAAAUGAAGUCAAAGAAGACGUUCUGAUUAGGAAUAUCUUCUAAGAACAUCCAUUGUCUUGAAAAGAUCUAAUGUUUCAACGUUUUUCUGUGUGUUCUCACCUUUAAUGAGAAUUUGAAGACAAAUAAUUAAUAUAAUUUUCACUGAGGUUCAAAUGACGCCGAUAUAGCAAAGGAAUUGAACGAAAUAAAUUCAGUGACAGAAUUUUAUUUGUUUCACAAAAGUUUCAACACUGAAAACAUGAAAAAUAAGGGCUUUUUUCCUGAUCGUGCAGGGACAUUAUGUUUUACGUGGAAGUUAUAUGAUUAAUGUAUUUUUUUUAAGGUUAAAAAUACAUUAAAUUUACAUAGAAUGACCAAAAACAGAAGUUUAGAAAGAUAAAUAUCUUCUGAGAUUAUCCACAGAAUAAAUAAUCGUUACAAAAUGGCCGAAUGUAUUUAUGUUUCAUAUGAUUGCGAAAAAUUAACCACAUGAAACAUUGAAACAUUCAGUUGUUUUAUCAAGGACAUUUCCGGAGGGCAUUUAUCAGUCAAAACAUCUUAUUUGCCCUCUUUUAUUCAUAUUUAAUAGGCUUCUCACUUAGAAAAUUAAUUCAAUUAGUUGAAUUAAUUAAAAUUCAUGUGAAUGUAAUGUUUCAUGUUUGUAUCAUCAUAAGAUCUAUUGAACGCGAAAGGGUUAGGCAGGAAAGAAUACUUUCAAAUGAUUCAACCAAUAUAUGCAGCCCGCCGCUAAUUUUCAUCAAGCACAAGACUCCAGACAUUCAUCUCAAUUCUCAACUAAAGAAAAUUAUUUAAAAUUUCUUUGAAGCCAAACCCUUCUAAAUUCUGCUAUAUACAUAAAAAUUUCAAAAUAAGCAAAGAAAAAACUCCACAACUCACGCAUAGCACACAUUUUUCCAAUAGAAAAAAAAGUGAUUUUUAGAUGAAAAUCAACGGGAAAAAGCCACUAGAAGAUAUUUCACAAAAAAAAAUCAGAUAAACUUCUGAGAGGAAGAGUAAAAAUUUAUUAAAUAAAGCAAAAAAUUGCCAUUUUCCUGAUGAAUGAACCAGGAGGUGAAAAUCUUAAUGAAUAUAGUCAUCUAAGUUGAUUAAGAUCGGGUUUUCUUGUGUAAAUAGUUAGUAAGAAAAGUUGACGUAGUUUAUCAAGUGAAAUGAGUUUUCUUUUUAGUUGAUAAAAUUCAUUUUAUUCGGCGAUUGAAAAGAAAAUGGGAGAAAAACACAUUUCUGCAGUUUUGGAGGAAAAUAUCAACGGAAUUAAUGUUCCUAAAAAAAUUAAGAAAAAUGUGUUUUAAGAGCAAGAUUCUUUAAAAAUCUUCUGCACACGUUGAAUGGGCAGAAUGGGUUUCCCAUCUUUUUUUUUUUUGGUGUGGAUGAGAAAGAAAAAGUCUCUGUAUUACAUUUAAAAAAAAAAGAAAAAAAUGAAAGAAUUAAGAAGUAAAUUAAAUUUAAAAAUAAAAAAAAACUGAAAUAAAUGUAAAAAAAAAUACUAUUGAAAUAAUUAUUAUAUAAAUUAUUAAUUAAUUAAUUAUAUUACAUUUAGUAAGUUAAGUGAGGAGACUUUUGAAACACACGCAGAAAAUAGCAAAAGAAAAUGUAAUUGAGACGUUGUUGAGUUAAGUAAUUUACAUGGAAGAAGUGAAAGAACGAAGGUAACAAGUAAAACUAUAUAUAUGUACAUUCAAAAUUAAAAGAAAAAAAAGAAAAAAGGUAAAAUUAGUAAUGAAAAGAAUUAAACAAUAUCGAUUGAGAACGAACUUCAAAGUGAUUGAAUGGGACUGAAUGUUUGAGGAAGAAUCUCUUAAAAAAAAAGAAUAAAUUAAAAAUAAAUUUAAUAAAAAAAAUAGAAAUCACGUUAGAUAGUUCGUGGGAGCUUUUUUUUGGGGGGCGCUUUGGGGCAGAGUACGAACGCGAAGCUCUCAGGGGGGCUUUCACAUCCUCCCCGUCUAAAAUGUUUGGCAAAGGCUCGACAAAUCAUAUUUUCAGAAUGAAGUAAAAAGGAAAGAAACCAAAAAAAAAUCAUAUUCAAUUCAUAUCAUUUUUUCGCGUGGAUGGAAAUUUUUUCCGUAGUUGUUUGAACAUUUUUUGACCCAUGUCGAUGGAAAGCUCUUCGAAAGCUCCAAGCCGCCUGCUCCCAGCCAUCCCAUUUGUUCCUCAUCACCCUCUUAAAAUAAUUCCAUGAAAACAAUUCAAAAGAAAUAAACAAUCAAAGUUCUUUAAAAAGAAAUUUCCCUUAAAAAAGAUUUUUUUUAUUUUCUCAUUUUUAUUUUCAAAAACUUUGAAUUUAUUUGUAUAAUUAAUGAAAAACUAUUUUAAAAAAAUCAUAUAAAAGUAUUUACAAAGAAAAGCAAACAAUGAAAAAAAAAUACACAAUCACAUAAAAAAAUAAAUAAAAAUCAUAUGCAAAAAACAUAAGUUCAAUAAACUGGUUACUAAUCUUGAAGGAAAUAAUAAAAAAAGGAAAAAAAAGAAAGUGUUUUAGGUGAAAGAGGAAGAUUAUGAGUGAUAAUUUUAUGAAAAAAAAAAAAUAAAUAAAAAAUUAAGAAAAUAGACAUAAAAUACACUGAUAAUUAAAAAAAAAACUCAGAAGUUUUUCAACUUCGGGAGGUAAUUUAAAAAAAAAUGAAAACUAUUAUUAUAUAUUGUAAAAAGUUUUUUAUUCUGGAGAAAAUCAAAUGACAAAAAAGCCUGAAAACUUUACCCCCAAUAGUCCAUGAAAAUUUAAACAAAAAAAAAACAUUUUUUUUUUAAGUUUCUGAAAGAACAAAUUUCAAAAAUGCAAAGUAAAAGAUCAUCCUCCAGAAAGAAAUGAAAAAAAGCAAAACAUAAAUGAACACACAUUUUACAUAAAAGUAAACAAAAUGAAAGAGAAAUAAAAGAAAAAAAGUGGAAAAACAUGAUGAAAAAAAAGUAUAUAAAUAUGAAAAAUAUUGCAACUAAUAAUUAUUAUGAUAUAUUACAAAUAUACAUAUAAAUAAAAAAUUGUGAAUCUUUAUACAAAACGUAAAAUAUUUAUAUAUAUACAUUAAAGAAAAAAAAGAUGAAUAAACGAAGAAAAUAUAUGAUAUUCCUUUUUAAUCAAUACAAGAUGAAGAAGAAGAAAAAUCCAUGAAAAGAUGAAUGAAAUCAUUCGAAAAGAAAUUUAAAAAAUUUACAAAAAAAACACCACAAUUGACAUCACGAAUAAUUUUACAAAAAAAAGAACCUUUUCUUUGUGUUUUUUCUUUUUCAAAAAUUCAGUUCUAAGACUUUUAACUAUUUAAGGAAAAAAAAUUAAAUAGGAAUGAUAGGAAAAAAAUCAAGGCGAGAGAAAUUUUAAAACAAUAAGGAAAGAAAAUUCCUACUUAGGGGAAGAAAAAUAGAGAAAAUAGACGUGAAAAACGCGAGGAAAAUUUAAAAAAAAAGGAACAAAAUGCGAAGAAAUUAUUCAAUAUUUUCCAUUGUGAUGAAAUAAAAAAAUAAAAUGAGAAAAAAAUCAUGUGAAAAAAAACUAUAGAAGCUGAUGAAUAAAAUAAAAAUGUUAUUGAUAAAUUGAAAA